AUGAGAAAACGUCCUCUCAAUCUAGAACGAGAAAAGCUAUGGCGCCUCACAAAGUCGUCCAAUGAAGAUACCACACUCUCACAAAGGAAUACCAUCAUAAUAAAAGCUGGGACGAUCCACUCAGGAACGCAAGCAGCAAAUAUUCUGAGAGGUGCAUUCCGAAGUGAAUGUUCUCUCCAAAUCCCAUCAGAAAGGAACAAAAAGAUCAAAGACAGUCUCCAAGAAAAGAUCAGAAAUCAAAACCCAAACCUAUCAGUGAUCUCAAAUUUUGGAAUGUCGGAACUGACUGAUGCAAUCAGGAAACCCAAGAGAAAGAAUGCACCAGGCAAAGAUGAACAGACUGCCUGCACGAAGAACAGAAACACUGAAGACCAGCUUAUCGUCCUAACUCAGUCAAUUGAAAAUAGCUUUCAGGAGAAGACAAAGGUCAUAGCAGUCUUCAUGGAUCUCUCAAUGGCCUUUGACAAGGUCUGGAAGGAUUCAUUGAUGCUAAAGCUGCUGAAUGCAGGAAUAGCAGGUAAAAUGUACAGCUGGAUCAAGAGUUAUCUGCAACACCGAACAGCCAAAGUGAAACUGGUUUGA
Gigantopelta aegis is the source of this 582-nucleotide messenger RNA. RefSeq lists its product as uncharacterized. The coding region runs from base 1 to 582 and encodes 193 amino acids. The record is from RefSeq and is a predicted model, not a curated record. The transcript is spliced from 2 exons. Lineage: Eukaryota; Metazoa; Mollusca; Gastropoda; Neomphalida; Peltospiridae.